This is a messenger RNA of Cajanus cajan (pigeon pea), 2978 nucleotides long. Its product is annotated as Tetratricopeptide repeat (TPR)-like superfamily protein. Gene Ontology annotation, biological process: RNA modification. The record is from RefSeq and is a predicted model, not a curated record. Gene Ontology annotation, molecular function: RNA binding; protein binding. Lineage: Eukaryota; Viridiplantae; Streptophyta; Magnoliopsida; Fabales; Fabaceae.
UCUCCCUGAGCAAAAAGUGAAUCAAGUAUAGUAUACAUUGGGGUUGACGAAGAAGAAAUAAUGAGUGCGUAACUGCAUGGGUGUGAGUGCCGCUUCCAUACUGAACGAGCUUCUCCACAAGCAAAACCUAAAAGCAGAGGCAAAGAACGGAACCAAAGCAGCCAUCAAAACAAUCCUCACUUACCUCAAAGCGGGUCGCAUCCGAAAAGCCACUUCCAUUCUCUUCGCAUUCCCCGAACCCUUCCCAUACCCUCUCUACGCCCUCUUCUUCCGCCUCUGCUCCUCCCACCGCGCCCUCGUCCAGGCCCGCAAGGUCGAGUCCCACUUGCUCACCUUCUCCCCCAACCCCCCCACCUUCCUCCUCAACCGCGCCAUCGAAGCCUACGCCAAAUGCCGCUCUCUCCGCGACGCCCGCGAACUGUUCGACGAAAUGCCCCACCGAGAUGGCGGCACUUGCAACGCCCUCAUCACUGCUUAUUCCCAAUUGGGUUUCCCCCACCACGCUUUUUCCGUCUUCGUGUCCAUGAAUAGGUCUGGUGUUUCCCCCAACGAGGUCACUUUCGCCGGCGUUCUCGCCUCUUGUGCUUCUGCUUCCCAGCUUCUUCUCUCCAAGCAGGUUCAUGGGCUGCUCGCAAAAUUUGGUUUUUGCGGUAAUGUGAUACUCGGGAGUUCUCUCGUGGAUGUUUACGCCAAGUGUGGGGUCAUGCUUGAUGCCCGCAGGAUGUUUCAUGAGAUUCCGAAGCCCAAUGCUGUCACUUGGAAUGUCAUUGUGAGGAGGUAUCUUGAUGCUGGUGAUGCCAAAGAGGCGGUUUUUAUGUUCUCGCGGAUGUUUUCGGCUGCGGCCGUUAGGCCCAUGAACUUUACUUUUUCUAAUGCUCUUGUGGCUUGUUCUACUGUGUCUGCUCUCCCGGAGGGGAUGCAGAUUCAUGGGGUGGUUGUGAAGUUGGGUCUCCAGGAGGAUAAUGUGGUUUCGAGCUCGCUUGUGAACUUGUAUGUCAAGUGUGGUAGGGUGGAAGAUGGUUAUCGGGUUUUUGAUCAGCUUGGUUUUAGAGAUUUGGUGUGUUGGACUUCCAUUGUGUCGGGGUAUGCGAUGUGUGGGAAGACUUUCGAGGCGAGGAAGCUUUUUGAUGAGAUGCCUGAACGGAAUGUGAUCUCGUGGAAUGCCAUGUUGGCGGGAUAUACUCGGUGCUUUGAGUGGUCUGAGGCGUUGGAUUUUGUGUAUCUCAUGCUUGGUAUGAUUAAGGAUGUUGAUCAUGUCACUCUUGGUUUGAUGUUGAAUGUUUCGGCUGGUGUUUCGGAUCAUGAAAUGGGGAAACAGCUUCAUGGAUAUAUCUAUCGACAUGGCUUCCAUUUGGACGUUAGGCUCAGCAAUGCUGUUCUUGACAUGUAUGGUAAAUGUGGGAACUUGAACAGCGCCAGGGUUUGGUUUAACCAGAUGAGUAAUUGGCGUGACAAGGUUUCUUGGAAUGCUUUGUUGGCUAGCUAUGGUCAUCACCAAUUGAGUGAACAAGCAUUAUCAAUGUUUUCUGAGAUGCAGUGGGAGACAAAACCAACCAAGUAUACAUUUGGAACCCUUUUGUUAGCAAGUGCAAAUACCUUUGCUCUGUACCUUGGCAAACAAAUUCAUGGAUUCAUCAUUAGACAUGGAUUUCAGAUAGACACUAUAAUCAGAACUGCUUUGGUUUACAUGUACUGUAAAUGCCGUUGUCUUGAAUACGCUAUUGAGGUUUUGAAGGAGGCAGUUUCCAGGGAUGUGAUAAUUUGGAAUACCAUAAUUUUGGGAUGUUGUCACAAUCAUAGGGGUAAAGAAGCGCUUGAACUUUUUGCGACAAUGGAAGCAGAAGGCGUCAAGCCAGACCAUGUGACGUUUAAGGGAAUUUUGCUUGCUUGCGUUGAAGAAGGCCUUGUUGAGUUUGGCACCGAAUUCUUUAAGUCAAUGAGCAGUGAAUACCAUGUCCUGCCUCGGCUGGAACAUUAUGAUUGCAUGAUCGAACUCUACAGUCAGCAUGGAUGCAUGGAUGAGCUUGAGAAUUUUAUGAGGACAAUGACAAUUGAGCCCACACUUCCAAUGUUGAAAAGAGUUCUUGAUGCUUGUGAGAAAAAUGAGUGCCCAAGAUUAGCAGAAUGGAUUACAGAAAAAAUUAAUAAAUUUCAACAUUAAUUAUUUUCUACUUGCAGCAUGCUGUGUAUUGUAGCAGGGAGGGAAGCUGAUCUUUAUUUCAUCAUAAAGGCCACAAAUCAGAUGGAAAAUUUAUGCAAUGGAAUAUCACUAUGAUCAAGGUCCUGUCUGUAAUGAUGAUAUUCAGUUUUAAUACCUGGAUCUGGAUGUAAUGCCACAGGACGGCUCGAGAAGUCUAUUUUCCAAGUUGCAAGCAUAUGCAUUGGAGAAGUCUAUUUUUCAAGUUACAAGCAUAUUCAAACAGAAAAGAAAAACUACAUUUUUACCAGAAUAUUCCAAUUGAUACUGGAUUCAAGGGACGAUUAGCUUAGCAUACUUAGAAUUUAAAAUUCAUUAGAAGAAACCGUGUGAUAUUGAAGCAUUGAGGGGAAGUGUCGUAUUUUGAAACAACCCGAUUCUUGUUUGGAGAGUAAAUUGCAGAAGGAAGCUUUUUCUGCAGUUUGGGAUUUGAGCUCUGAUGAAAUUAUAACUGAUUUGAAAACUGCAAGUGUAGACCGUGAUGAAAUAAUUUGCUGGAAUAUGCAAAGUAUCGUGUAUCUUGAUUCUUGACUGUUGGCGUGCCCAAGUAUGAUUGCUACAUUAACCAAAACUACUCAAUGAAAGGAGGGCUAUAUUUAACUAUACCGACGGUGAGAUUCUUGGCAAAUUAUUAAAGCAGGGAGCUGGGAACUAAUUAAUUGUUUGAUAGGUUACUUCUGUUUAUUGUGAGCCUUGAGAAAUAAAUAUUGUACUCAACAAAUUCUCAUAUCUAUUUUUCCUUUCCAAGCCGCAAAGGCAUAGGUAGGGUUUUUUUCCCCCA